AUGGCUACUCUUGUCGGAAUCAACGGCUUUGGCCGCAUUGGCAGAAUUGUCUUCAGAAAUGCUAUCGAGCACGAUGAUGUCCAUGUUGUCGCCGUCAACGACCCCUUCAUUGAGCCCAAAUACGCUGCAUACAUGCUCAAGUAUGACAGCACCCACGGUGUCUUCAAGGGAACAAUUGAGGUCCAGGGAGAUGCUUUGAUUGUCAAUGGCAAGAAAGUCACAUUCUACAUGAAGAGAGAUCCGGCCGAGAUCCCGUGGGCGGAGACUGGUGCUCAUUACAUUGUUGAGUCGACCGGUGUUUUCACGACCACGGAAAAGGCCUCUGCCCACUUGAAGGGUGGUGCGAAGAAGGUCGUCAUCUCUGCUCCCUCGGCCGAUGCUCCCAUGUUCGUCAUGGGUGUCAAUCACGAAUCAUACAAGCCCGACAUCCCCGUGAUCUCCAAUGCCUCCUGCACAACCAACUGCCUGGCACCUCUCGCCAAGGUCGUCAACGACAAGUUCGGCAUGAAGGAAGGCCUCAUGACCACCAUUCACUCAUACACCGCUACCCAGAAGACUGUUGACGGACCAUCCGCCAAGGAUUGGCGAGGAGGCCGCGCCGCUGCCCAAAAUAUCAUCCCCAGCAGCACCGGUGCCGCCAAGGCUGUGGGCAAGGUCAUUCCAUCUCUCAAUGGCAAGCUCACUGGCAUGUCCAUGCGUGUGCCUACCUCCAAUGUGUCCGUGGUUGAUCUCACUUGCGUCCUGGAAAAGCCAGCCUCGUACGAUGAAAUCAAGCAAGCUAUCAAGGACGCCUGUGCUGGACCCCUCAAAGGUAUCAUGGCAUACUCCGAGGAUGAUCUCGUCUCCAGUGAUUUGAACGGCGACACCCACUCUUCCAUUUUCGAUGCCAAGGCUGGUAUCGCCCUCAACGACCACUUCGUCAAGCUCGUUUCCUGGUACGACAACGAGUGGGGAUAUUCCCGACGUGUCAUCGACCUUUUGGCGUACAUUGCCAAGGUCGAUGCUGGCAAGGCUUAA
This is a messenger RNA of Fonsecaea monophora, 1017 nucleotides long. RefSeq names its product glyceraldehyde-3-phosphate dehydrogenase. The transcript has 6 exons. Gene Ontology annotation, biological process: glucose metabolic process. The record is from RefSeq and is a predicted model, not a curated record. NCBI's taxonomy places the organism in Eukaryota, Fungi, Ascomycota, Eurotiomycetes, Chaetothyriales, Herpotrichiellaceae. Gene Ontology annotation, molecular function: NAD binding; oxidoreductase activity, acting on the aldehyde or oxo group of donors, NAD or NADP as acceptor; NADP binding. Bases 1 to 1017 code for a protein of 338 amino acids.